This is a messenger RNA of Thunnus maccoyii (southern bluefin tuna), 3627 nucleotides long. RefSeq names its product neuropilin and tolloid-like protein 2. The coding region runs from base 483 to 2342 and encodes 619 amino acids. The transcript has 10 exons. NCBI's taxonomy places the organism in Eukaryota, Metazoa, Chordata, Actinopteri, Scombriformes, Scombridae. The record is from RefSeq and is a predicted model, not a curated record. Gene Ontology annotation, molecular function: protein binding.
AAUGAGCCUCGUUCAGGAGCAUUUCUUAGUUCAGACACGGACGGAGAGCAGACAGAGAUAGGCUCUCCUCCUCCUUCUCCUCCUCCUCCUCCUCUCUGUCUCUCUCCAUCCAUCCAUCAUUCACCCGUAUGCGUCUUUUGGAUAUCCACCUCUCCUAAAGCGCGUCAGUCCGCUUGGAUCAGUCCAUCCUCCACAUGUCAUCUCCACUGUAGUCCCACAGGAGGCUGGUUUUAGUGUGAUGAUGCCUGGCUGAAAGGCUCACAAGCAGCGUACAUCUUCCAGCCAAACGCAGCGGGAUCGCCGACUGAAGGAGAGCUUGGUGCUCGCUGCUUUCUUCUCGGAGCGUGGCUCUGCGUAAUGGAUUUACUGUUGCCGGAGAAAAGUUGGAUUUUGUGAAAAGCCCGUUGGAUCCAUAAAAUGGACAGAAUUGGGGGGUGUUUUUAGAAAGGUGCUUUUGGGUUGGAAUCACAUCGUGAGAGGAAAUGUACAGAGCGUGGAUACUCUUCUUUCUCAUAGAAGAGGGUUUCGCUCUGGCACAGAGAACUAAAGAUUCCCCGACCGAGCAUGGCGCCCAGAGCCCUAACCAGAACGACUGUGGCACGUGGGUCCGCAACAUCAACGGCGGGGUGUUCACAUCGCCGAAUUACCCCAACACCUACCCGCCCAACAAGGAGUGUGUUUACAUCCUGGAAGCUCUCCCUAGACAAAGGAUUCAGCUGGCUUUUGAUAAGAAUUACUACAUCGAGCCAUCAUUUGAGUGCCGCUUCGAUCACAUCGAAAUCCGUGAUGGACCAUUUGGGUUCUCGCCGCUCAUCGAUCGCUUCUGUGGGGGCAAGAACCCGGGCCUGGUUACAUCAACGGGCCGUUUCAUGUGGAUCAAGUUCACCAGCGACGAGGAGCUGGAGGGCCUCGGCUUUCGAAUCAAAUAUACCUUCAUUGCAGACCCUGAUUUCCAUCUACACGUGGGCGGACUGCUAAACCCCAUCCCAGACUGUCAGUUUGAAAUAGGUGGAUUUGAUGGGAUUAUUCGCUCCAGUCAGGUGGAGGAAGAAGAGAGAGUGAAGCCUGGUGAUGCUCUGGACUGUAUCUGGACCAUCAGGGCUCCUCCUCAGUCCAAGAUCUACCUGCGCUUCAUGGAGUACCAGAUGGAACACUCUAAUGAGUGCAAGAAGAACUUUGUGGCCGUUUACGAUGGCAGCAGCGCCAUUGAGAACCUCAAGGCCAAGUUCUGUAGCACCGUGGCCAAUGAUGUGAUGCUGGAUAACGGUGUGGGAGUCGUGCGAAUGUGGGCCGAUGAGAAGAGUCGACUCAGCCGCUUCCGCAUGCUCUUCACCUCAUUUGUCGACCCCCCCUGUUCAGCCAAUACAUUCUUCUGCCACAGCAACAUGUGUAUUAACAACUCUCUGGUGUGCAAUGGAGUUCAGAACUGUGUCUACCCGUGGGAUGAAAACCACUGCAAAGAGAAGCGAUCUAAGGGUCUCUUCCAUCAGAUCACAAAGACCCACGGCACAGUCAUUGGUGUUUCGUCAGGCAUAGUUCUGGUUCUCCUUAUCAUCUCCAUCUUGGUCCAGAUGAAGCAGCCAAGGAAAAAGGUUGUAGCUCGGCGGCCUGGUGUUUUCAACAAGGCGGGCUUCCAGGAGGUCUUUGACCCGCCUCACUAUGAGCUCUUCUCUCUACGAGACAAGGAGAUAUCCUCAGACCUAGCUGACCUGUCUGAAGAGCUGGACAGCUUCCACAAGCUGCGGCGCUCCUCCACCAUGUCCCGUUGUGUCCACGAGCACCACUGCGGCUCGCAAGCCUCAGUCGCUACUGGAGGCGGCAGUAUGAAGCACAGCCGCACCACCCUGAGCUCCAUGGAGCUGUCCUACCACAACGACUUCUCCAAGCCACCACCCAUGAAGACUUUCAACUCCACAGCCAGCUACAAGAAAAGCUGCUACGGCUACAAGCAGCACGCACAGACUCAUGACUGUGACCAGCAGGUCAUUGAGGACCGCGUCACAGAGGAGAUCCCCUGUGAGAUCUAUGGGCGUGGGGGAGGAGGAGCGGGAGGAGCCACAGGUGGAGCAGCAAUGGGAGGAGGAGGAGCGUCGGGGAUGGCAGGAGGAGGGAUUGGAGGAGCAUCGGGGAUAACAGGAGGAGUGCCAAUGUCAGGAGGAAUGGGGAUGGCAGGUGGAAUGGGGAUGGCAGGAGUGGGGAUGGCGGGGCCUAGCGGCAUCGCUGGAGGUAUCGGUGGCGGGAUGGCGGGAGUCUGCGGAACCCUCAGUGUCCGCGGCAACAGCGCUCGUAACAGUACCACCAUAGUUGACCCCCAACAGCGCUCCAUGUCCAUGGACUUCUAGAUGGAGAAGGGUGGAAGAGUGGAAGAGAGGAAAUGCAGACAGAGCUUGCAUUUCACUCAUUGAAAGAAGAGAAGGAAGAGGAGAAAGAGAGUCACAACAGUCCUAAAUUGAUUGCCCCUGUCUUCUCUUCUUCCUUCACUCUCCAAACAGUAUUAAUAGUGUGGCAGGUAACACUUAAGGAUCUGCUCCUCUCAAAGUCUCAUCUGGAGGUCUGGGAAGAAUGGGAAACAAGAAUCAAGGAACAAAAAGAGGAGAAACACUGAAGAAAUUAAUAAUUCCGUUCUUCAGGAUACUGAAGGAUGCAGAGUUACAGGAGGCAGAAGACAUCACGUCUUUCCUCCAAACUUAUACUCAUUUAAUCUCUCCUUUCAUCAGACACAUAUAAGGAGAAGAUUGUUGCAUGCAGACCCAGACUUCUCUCUGUCUGGUUGCCUAAAAGACCAGGAAACCACUCAGACACAGAGAGAGGGAACAACAGAGAGACGUUCUAGACUGAGUUUUUACAUUUAUUCACCUGCCAUGUGCAGAUAUAUGAUAUAUGAUCUAUAGUGCGUCUUCUAAUAAUUUAUUUGAGUCUUUAUUUUUGUCAGUGUACUGUACUGUUAAAACCAGUAUAUAUCCAGCCUCAUGACGAUGCUUGGCUUUUAACUCUUUAAUCUUUUUCAAUUGUUGCUGAGAUGAUUUUAUGAAGGUGACCUAUCCAUAAUGUGUGGUGUUGAUGAUGAUGAUGAGGAUGUAGUUGAUGAUGAUCAUAAAGAUGAUGACAAUGAUGAUGUGAUAUUACUAUAAUAAUUAUGUAAUUUUCAUGGUUACCUCACACAUACACAGAAGGUACGUUUCAUUCAGUCUCUCCUCAGGAAGAGCACACGAAGAGACUUAUUUUGUUAAGAAAUAGAGAAAAAGACUAUUGCUGCUCUAUGAGCUUUACAGCAUAUGGGCAGUGAGUUUGAGGAAUAUGAAAUGUUUGGUUUUGAGACCUGGACUGAAUCUAAAUAGUAACCAUCCCACUCCCAAAUGCCACUCUUACCAGGAGAAAAAUGUAAUUUCUCAAUUUCCCUAUGAACUGAGUGUGUAAAACAAGCACAACCUGUUUCCCUAAAGAGACAGACAUGUAGCCUAUAUGGGACUCAUUUAUGAUUUAACCACUGGUUGUAUAAUUUCAUUCUGUUGAAUUAAAUGAGAGCUUACUCGCCUCCCUGUGUGAGCUUUCAUUCUUACCAAGAAAAGAUGUGAAUGGCACUACCUGUCAGCUGGAGAUGUGGCAUCAAGGUAAGACACACACGGA